Messenger RNA from Pseudovirgaria hyperparasitica, 1401 nucleotides. Its product is annotated as putative diphthamide biosynthesis protein. The coding region runs from base 1 to 1401 and encodes 466 amino acids. Gene Ontology annotation, molecular function: 2-(3-amino-3-carboxypropyl)histidine synthase activity. The record is from RefSeq and is a predicted model, not a curated record. The transcript has 2 exons. Gene Ontology annotation, biological process: protein histidyl modification to diphthamide. NCBI's taxonomy places the organism in Eukaryota, Fungi, Ascomycota, Dothideomycetes, Acrospermales, Acrospermaceae.
AUGGAGGAUGACCGAGAGAAAUCCAACUUAGGCCCUUCAGUACCCGAGGAACUGAACGAAGAUAUACCCGUUCAAGCGAAGCAGCCAAAGAAACGCUUCGUGGGCCGGCGAGCUGCACAGAAGUUGGAGGAACAGAAUGCGCCAAACAGUAAUAUCGAAGACAGCAAAGCCAUACAAGUCUCCAGACCUCGAAGAUUCGCGCGAACCCUGAACAACAUCCCUCCCGACAUCCUCCAAGACACCGAUAUCAACGACGCAAUCGCCCUCCUUCCUAUCAACUACAACUUCGAGAUCCACAAGACCAUCCACCGCAUACGAAGCAAUGGCUCCAAGAAAAUCGCUCUCCAGUUCCCCGAAGGCCUCCUCCUCUUCGCAACCACAAUUUCCGACAUCCUCACGCGCUUUUGCCCCGACAUCUCCACCCUCAUCAUGGGCGACGUGACCUACGGCGCCUGCUGCAUCGACGACUUCACCGCUCGCGCCCUUGGCUGCGACCUGCUCGUGCACUAUGCCCAUAGCUGCCUGAUCCCAGUCGCCGUCACAAAGAUCACCACCCUCUACGUCUUCGUCUCCAUCUCCAUCGACACCCAACACCUCCUCGCCACCAUCGCGCGCAACUUCACCCCGGGCAAGACCCUCGCCCUCGUCGGCACAAUCCAAUUCAACACCACCAUCCACGCCAUCGCGCCCCAAUUGCGCCGCGACGGCUUCAACAUCCUCAUCCCCCAAAUCACCCCGCUCUCCAAGGGCGAGAUCCUAGGCUGCACAUCGCCCAGCAUGCCCGUCUCCACGUCCAUCUCCACCUCAGACGCAAACACCCCCGAUAUCCUCCUAUACAUCGGCGACGGCCGCUUCCACCUCGAAUCCGCCAUGAUCGCCAACCCCUCGCUGCCAUCCUACCGCUACGACCCUUACUCGCGGCGUCUCACCCGCGAAGAAUACGCACACGACGAACUAUACUCACUACGCAGCACCGCCAUCCACACCGCCUCAUCCGCCCAGAAAUGGGGCAUCAUCCUCGGUGCCCUAGGCCGACAAGGCAACCCGCACACCCUCGAGCUCAUCGAGACCCACCUACGCGCCCGCGGCAUACCGUGGGUCAACAUCCUGCUUUCUGAAAUCUUUCCGGGGAAAUUGGCGCUGAUGCCGGAUGUCACUGCGUGGGUCCAGAUUGCGUGUCCGCGGCUGAGCAUCGACUGGGGAUAUGCGUUUCCGCGGCCUUUGCUGAGUCCGUACGAGGCGCUAGUCGCGCUGGGAGUGAGGGAGGCGCCGUGGAAGGAGAAUUUGGAUCAGGGCAGGCCGAGGAAUGACGAUGCAGCGUACCCGAUGGACUUCUAUGCGCGCGAGGGCCUGGGCAGGACGACUAGGGAAACUGUAAUGUCUGCCGCGGCGGCGGGAUAA